UAAGAGUCCGUUUAUUGGCCCGUCACCAUCACCACCACCAUCAUCAUCAUCAUCGUGUGCUGAAUCUCUGUAGAAAUGUACGAGCUGGAAAAGGAGAAUUUACGUCGCUCGAGUAAAUACAUCACUAAGAUUUUACGACCGUCAUUUAUUAAAACCUUCAUGACGGAAUACCUGGAUCAAGAGGUGGUGGAAAUAAUUCUCUCAAUGGAGUUGACAUCAUCUGUGACCAAAGCAACUGAAAUGUUGUUGGACAAGAUAUGUGAGUUAGAGGAAGUGGGCUGGUUUCAGGCCUUUCUGGACAUCCUUCAUGCCUCAGACUACCAUGGUCUGUAUGCAGCCAUUAAGGACUGGAACUUCUGUGAGUUGGAAGAGCUUCAGGAACACAGGAAGCUUCUGAAGCUUAUCGCAUCAUCCAUCACCAAACAUAUGAAGCCCAGUGAGCUGCUCACACACAUGAGCGACUGUCUGAAACAGAGAGAAUGCGAGGAGAUCCGAGCUAUGGAAACCCUGCGUGGUUGUAUAGCUGCCAGUGAGAAACUAGUGGAGAGCCUUGUACGUUCUGAUCAACCAAACUGGUUUAAAGUGCUGAAGAUUGCUCUGGAUGCAUGCAGAUUAGACCAGGCAUUAGAACUGCUGGAAUUAAAUGGAGGUGAUACGGAUAUGAAAGAUGCUGCAUGUGAUGGAGAAUCAGAAACCAAGAUGUCAGUGUGUUUUGAGUACAGAGAGGAGGGUGAGAGUGAAGAUACUCUACUGAAUAGCGCCAACAACAUCAGUUUAACAGAGAUGCCCAGUGGGUCAACAGGUGUUGGUGAAUGUGAGCACUCAGGUGAGAGGAAGCUCAGAGAGUAUCAGAAGGAACUGACCACCGCUGCUGUGGAAGGACGCAACACCAUCAUCUGUGCUCCUACAGGAUGUGGGAAAACUAUUGUUGCCUUGGCAAUCUGUGAAAAUCACCUGCAGCAGUUUCCCGGGGCAAAGGUUGUGUUCUUGGCAACCAAGGUCGACGUCUAUGAACAGCAGUAUAAACUUUUUAAGGAACACUUUUCCUGCAAGGACCCCAGUAUCAGGGUGACUGGUAUGUGUGGUGAAAUGGAGUAUCUGUCUGUGCGUAUGCUUUUGGAGAAUCAUGAUAUUGUGGUGUUGACGGCUCAGAUCCUGGUGAAUGCUCUUAAUAGCGGCGAGGUGUCGUCUCUUGAGCUGCUGUCACUCAUUCUGCUGGAUGAGUGUCAUAACACGACCGGAAAACACCCGUAUAACAACAUCAUGACCCGUUACCUGGAUACCAAACUCACCACCAACACACACUCACUGCCACAGAUUGUGGGUCUGACAGCGUCGGUUGGCAUCGGUUGAUUCAAGAAUCUGCUGGAGGCAGAAAACAAUAUCUUACAGCUGUGUGCUAACCUGGAUGCCAGGGUCAUCACCACCGUUACCCAUCACCUGGACGAGCUCCGGACAUAUGUGCACACACCUCAGAAAGAGUUUUUUGAGGUUCCUCAGCGCACAUCUGAUCCCUUCAUCAGGAUAAUCUGCAACAUCAUGAGGAAUAUCGAACAGCUUGCACAGACGGUCUACAAUAUCGAGAGCCUGUCUCACAUUCAGAACCGUGAGUGUGGAUCUCAGAGUUACGAGCAGUGGAUCGUGUCUGUUCAGAAACGCUGCAGAGUUCUUCAGAUGAGAAAUGAAGAGGAGGAGAGGAGGAUCUGCAGAGCGCUCUACAACUACACUGAACACCUGAGGAAAUAUAACGAUGCUCUGAUAAUUAACGAGGACGCUCGGACUAAAGACGCGCUAGAUUAUCUGGACGCUUUUUUUGAGCAGGUCAGAAAUGCCGGCUACGAUGAGAUCGAGAGGAAACUCACCACCUUGUUUGACAGCCAGCGGCCGCAUUUGCUGUUAUUUGUCAAUGAGGGGCAGCUGAACCCUAAACUGAUGGAGCUCAAGUCAAUUCUGGAUGAAGAAUAUCACAACAAUGACCAGACGCGCACGGUUCUGUUCAUCAGGACACGUGCCCUCGCCGAUGCCAUGAAAAAAUGGAUUGAAGACAUUGAUUCCCUGAAGUUCCUGGAACCCGGAGUUUUGAUCGGAAAAGGACGAAAAUCAAACUUGGGAAUGACUAUGACCAGUCAGAAAGGAGUUCUGAACUCGUUCAAGAGUUCUGAUCAGAGUAAGAUACUCAUCGCCACAUCCGUCGCUGAUGAAGGCAUCGAUAUCCCACAAUGCAACCUGGUGCUCAUGUAUGAGUAUGUCGGGAAUGUGGUGAAGAUGGUGCAAGUCAGAGGUCGUGGUCGUGCGCAGGGCAGUCGCUGUUUCCUGAUCUCCAGCAGUGAGGAGAGCAUUAAUAAAGAGCGCAUGAACUUGGCUAAGGAGGAGUUAGUGGAGAAAGCCGUCGCCCAACUGCAGAGUCACCCUGAUGACCUCCGCAACAAGGUGGAUGUACUUCAGAGGGAAGAUAAGGCCAGGAGAAAUCUUAUCAGCGCGAGUCCUGAUAAACCCAAAACUCAGGCCAGCUACCAGCUCCUCUGCGGCAAGUGCAAGACGUUUGUGGCUUUGAGUGAUGAUCUUCGAGUCGUGCAGGUAUGA
Messenger RNA from Xyrauchen texanus (razorback sucker), 2583 nucleotides. RefSeq names its product antiviral innate immune response receptor RIG-I-like. Gene Ontology annotation, cellular component: cytoplasm. Lineage: Eukaryota; Metazoa; Chordata; Actinopteri; Cypriniformes; Catostomidae. The record is from RefSeq and is a predicted model, not a curated record. Gene Ontology annotation, molecular function: double-stranded RNA binding; single-stranded RNA binding; DNA binding. The transcript has 17 exons.